Molecule: messenger RNA, 934 nt
Organism: Rhagoletis zephyria (snowberry fruit fly)
Lineage: Eukaryota; Metazoa; Arthropoda; Insecta; Diptera; Tephritidae
Gene: RpL24
Product: ribosomal protein L24
Biological process (GO): cytoplasmic translation
Cellular component (GO): cytosolic large ribosomal subunit
Molecular function (GO): structural constituent of ribosome; mRNA binding
Source: RefSeq, a predicted model, not a curated record
UUGACAUAAUCGCAGAAACGUAACCCGCAAAGUAAAUCCGACGCAAAAUUCUAGUACCGUUGCAAUAAGUGUAUAUUUCUUCUCUAAUCCAAUAGCUUAACGGAUCUUUGCUAAAUUUUUGAACAUAAUCGUUAGCCCUAGUCUGAAUACAGUUCACUAAAAUUCUCCCAGAAUAUCAAUUUAUUACCAAUAUUUUUGCGCUAAUCCCUACCAGCUGUCGCAAGCAUCGUAUAGUCAAAAUUUGGCAGUUCACUGACAGCUGUCAAUUUUAUGUCCAUUUCCGUUUCUUUCUACUGACAACAACAGCAAGAUGAAAAUCGGAUUGUGUUCAUUCAGUGGGUACAAAAUCUACCCAGGACAUGGCAAGACCAUGGUCAAGGUUGACGGUAAGACUUUCACUUUCCUCGACAAGAAAUGCGAACGCUCCUACCUGAUGAAGCGCAAUCCGCGUAAGGUCACUUGGACCGUUCUGUACCGUCGCAAGCACCGUAAGGGUAUAGAAGAAGAAACCACUAAGAAGCGUACCCGGCGCACACAAAAGUUCCAGCGUGCCAUUGUCGGUGCUUCGCUUGCCGAAAUCAUGGCCAAGCGCAACAUGAAACCCGAAGUGCGUAAGGCCCAACGCGAUCAGGCUAUCAAAGCCGCAAAGGAACAAAAGCGCGCUGCUAAGACUGCAAAGAAGGCUACACAGCCUGCUGCGCCUAAGGCAAAGGCUGCACCCAAGCAGAAGGCCGCUAAGGUGACACAGAAAUCUGCGCCACGCGUUGGAGGCAAGCGGUAAAUUUCGAUUGCAUUCAAUUGGCAUUGUCGGUAGCAGUAUGUUGUGGCUUGUAAACGCAUUUGGGGCAGGAAUUAUAAGAUAAUAUACUACUGUGGAAGGAAGUGAAAAAAAAUAAACGGACGAAUGAAAAUUUGUGCGAAUAAACAAAAGUGA